GUUUUUCUGUUUUUGCCCUCUCUCCUUUUGCUUUUCUCCUUUCUCUCUCUCUCUGGGGUUUCCUCGACCGAUUCCUCUCUACAAUCCUCUUAAAUCCCUCAAAUCGAAGCCAUUCCCCAUCUCAAAUCCCCUCGUUUCGCCGUUUUUCGCGUUUUUUUCCCCUCGAUUUUUGGUGAAUUUUAGGGUUGCCGAGGCUUGGAAACCGCAUUGCGUGCGUUCGCGGGUGAAAUCGCUCUCGAAUCGUGACGAGGAUCGCUGGAUUUGGUGGAGAUGAUCGAAUCCGGGGGAGUGGAGAGGAAUUAGGGAUUCGUGGGAGCUCGAAAUCAUGCUGUGGGUGCUCGAUCUUGCUAAUCGGAGGGGACAUUGAUCGCAUUGGUGUAUGAGGGGGCGGCGUUGAUGAGGAUUGGUUUUGGGGAGGUGGAAAAGGCCGCAGCUUCACGAUGCAUUUCUCCAAGCUCGAUGAUUCCCCGAUGUUUCGGAAGCAGGUGGUUUCUCUCACCUUUCAAGAAAGAGUAAGAGAAUGGACUGAUGCAGUCACUUGAAGAAAGUGCCGAACUGUUGAGAGAGAGGUGCUUGAAGUUUUACAAAGGUUGUCGCAAGUAUACAGAAGGGCUUGGUGAGGGAUAUGAUGGAGAUAUUGCUUUUGCUAGUUCUCUUGAAAUGUUUGGAGGAGGACACAAUGAUCCCAUUAGUGUUGCUUUUGGAGGGCCUGUUAUGACCAAGUUUACAAUUGCUUUGAGAGAAAUAGGAACAUACAAGGAAGUCCUGCGUUCACAGGUUGAGCAUAUGUUGAAUGACAGAUUGUUGCAAUUUGUUGACAUAGAUUUGCAUGAUGUUAAGGAUGCCCGUAAGCGGUUCGACAAGGCUAGCCUUCUCUAUGACCAGGCACGUGAUAGGUAUCUUUCAUUGAGAAAAGGCACAAAGGCAGAUGUGGCAAAUGUCUUAGAGGAUGAGCUCCAUAGUGCAAGAUCUUCCUUUGAGCAAGCUCGCUUUAAUCUGGUUACUACUAUUUCAAAUAUUGAGGCUAAGAAGAGAUUUGAAUUUUUGGAGGCUGUUAGUGGGAUGAUGGAUGCUCAUCUUCGUUAUUUCAAACAGGGAUAUGAGUUGCUGCACCAAAUGGAACCAUAUAUCAAUCAGGUUCUAGCUUAUGCACAGCAAUCGAGAGAAAGAUCAAAUUAUGAGCAAGCUGCACUUAUUGAGAGGAUGCAAGAGUUCAAGAGACAAAUCGAUCGAGAAAGCAGGUGGUCUUCAAAUGGGUCCCAUGAUUCUCCUAAUGGAGAUGGUAUACAAGCUAUUGGUAGAAGUUCUCAUAAAAUGAUAGAGGCAGUGAUGCAAUCAGCAGUGAAGGGAAAGGUUCAGACCAUUAGACAAGGUUACCUAUCUAAACGGUCAUCAAACUUGAGAGGCGAUUGGAAAAGAAGAUUUUUUGUGCUUGAUAGCCGAGGAAUGUUGUACUACUACCGCAAGCAAUACAGCAAGCCAUCCGGGGCACACCAUUCUAAUCAAAGAGGUCAAAAUUCAUCGGAGCAUGGUUCUGGGUUGCUGAGCCGAUGGUUCUCUUCUCACUACCAUGGUGGCGUGCAUGAUGAAAAGUCUGUUGCACGCCAUACUGUGAAUCUGCUCACAUCAACAAUAAAGGUCGAUGCGGACCAGUCAGAUCUACGGUUUUGCUUCAGAAUUAUUUCUCCCACAAAGAAUUACGCUUUGCAGGCAGAGAGUGCAAUGGAUCAAAUGGAUUGGGUUGAAAAAAUAACUGGUGUUAUUGCUUCGCUGCUGAGCUCCCAGUCUCCUGAGAAGCGCCUUCUUGCCAGCCCUACAGGCAGUGGCCACCACCGUGCCGCUAGUGAGAGCAGUUCAAUCAGUAGCUCAACUGAAUUCGAACAUUCAAUAAACGGGGAAUCCUCGUUGGAAAAGAACUAUUCGAGCGGACAUUUUGAGCGCCCUUUCAGAAACUCACAACAGCACAGAUCUGCCCCAAAACAAGAGAAGCCAAUCGAAUUGCUAAGGAAAGUAUGCGGAAAUGAAGUUUGUGCCGAUUGUGGUGCUUUAGAGCCUGACUGGGCUUCUCUGAACCUGGGAGUCCUCGUGUGCAUUGAGUGUUCCGGCGUACAUCGAAAUCUUGGUGUGCAUAUAUCAAAGGUAAGAUCUCUGACACUUGAUGUCAGAGUUUGGGAGCCCUCCGUGAUCAAUCUGUUUCAAUCAUUAGGUAAUACUUUUGCCAACUCCAUCUGGGAGGAGUUGUUGCCUUCAAGUAAUGGAAAAAUCGAGAAUGGCAAUAUCGAGAGCACUUCUUGUUCAGAUGGGUUUGAGAACAAGCUACAACAUGUAAUCAUCAGCAAGCCCAAACACUCUGAUCCGAUAGCAGUGAAAGAGAAGUUCAUUCAUGCAAAGUAUGCCCAAAAGGAUUUUGUUCUCAAAGAUCGGACGGACCUGAAUCACCUUUCAGUGGUCCAUCAGAUGUGGGAUAAUGUCCGUGCAAACAACAAGAAAGCAGUAUACCACCUCAUUGUGGCUUCAAAUGCCGAUGUAAACGCUACUUAUGGAAAUGCUGCAUUUAACUCUUUAACUCUAGCAAAAGUAAUGCUUCUGCAAGAGCAGCCGAGUCCUCUAUUCGAUCAAAGAUCCAGCUGCUUAGAUAGCAGCGAUUCCUUUAAAAGUGCUUCCGCCUUGAGCACUUUUUGCCCAGUGAGCAGUACUGAGGACAAUAGUGAAUUGGAUGAUUGUUAUGAGGGCUUCUCCCUGCUUCACCUCGCAUGCCAAAGUGCUGAUAUGGGCAUGGUAGAACUUUUACUACAAUAUGGUGCCAACGCGAAUGCUAACGAUUCGAGGGGUCGGACACCUCUUCAUCAUUGUGUUCUUAGUGGCAGAAGCUUGUUCGCAAAAAUGUUGCUCUCGAGGGGGGCUGACCCUAAUGCGACUGAUAGAAAUGGUAAAACCCCUUUACAGUAUGCUGUAGAAAGUGGAACAAUCGACGAUGAAGAGAUUCUUGUUCUGUUAGACGACCCAAAUAGAUAAUAUCCAAAAAUUCAUAAAGAGAUUCAUUUGGGAAAAAAAAAAAUUGAGUUAAUUCCAGCUAGGGCUUUUGGCCCAAAAAAAAGCAAGCAUAUGGCUUUUCCCGUAAGUUGGUAGUUUAAUUAUGCCAUAUAUGGCGGUGCAGCAUAUGCUUCUGGAGCUUGUACCGUUUAAUAGGUCGGUCGCAUAUUUAUUCAGUUUGCAUUUUUCUCUCUCUCAAUAUUUUUUUUUUUCCUGUUUGCUGUAGCAUGAGUGGUGAGUUUUGUACAUUGCCUCAAUUUGGCGCUGAGUCGCCAAUUGUUCUUCUCUUGUUUAUCGUCAACUUUGAUUUAGGUGCUCUUUCGGAUAAUGGAAACUUGUACAUAAAAAUGUACCAUUGUGAGAGUAUUAGUUUGAUUUAGUAUUUGUUCUCUUGUUCUUUUUCA
Ananas comosus (pineapple) is the source of this 3437-nucleotide messenger RNA. RefSeq names its product ADP-ribosylation factor GTPase-activating protein AGD3. Gene Ontology annotation, cellular component: cytoplasm. The record is from RefSeq and is a predicted model, not a curated record. The coding region runs from base 529 to 3015 and encodes 828 amino acids. The transcript has 20 exons. Gene Ontology annotation, molecular function: protein binding; GTPase activator activity. Lineage: Eukaryota; Viridiplantae; Streptophyta; Magnoliopsida; Poales; Bromeliaceae.